This is a messenger RNA of Fomitiporia mediterranea MF3/22, 1284 nucleotides long. Its product is annotated as glycoside hydrolase. Gene Ontology annotation, molecular function: hydrolase activity, hydrolyzing O-glycosyl compounds. Lineage: Eukaryota; Fungi; Basidiomycota; Agaricomycetes; Hymenochaetales; Hymenochaetaceae. The record is from RefSeq and is a predicted model, not a curated record. The transcript has 18 exons. The coding region runs from base 1 to 1284 and encodes 427 amino acids.
AUGCUGCUGCAAUCUGCAUUUACUGUCUUUGUGCUUACGAUCCUCGAUGUGCUUGGUGUGGAAGCGGUGCGUCCCGUUCCUCAUGGUUUCGCCACUACGGAUGGGAUGCAGUUUCAAGUCGACGGAAAGCCUUUUAAUUUUGUUGGAGCAAAUUCCUACUGGCUCCCGCUUCUGACAACUCAACAUGAUGUCGAACUGACCUUUCAGGGGAUGCAGGAGCAAGGUAUCAAAGUAGUUCGGACGUGGGGAUUUAACGCAAUUAAUGAAACCGAGCUGGCGGGUGCUAAAGAAUCUGGGUUGACGUACUACCAAAUUUGGAAUAGUAGUCAAUGGGUGGGGAACGAUGAUCCGCAAGGCUUGGAAAGGCUGGAUAACGUGGUGAAGACAGCAGCUAAAUACGAUCUUCGCCUGAUCAUCACUUUCACCAAUAAUUGGUUGGCGUACGGUGGCUCAGACUUGUUCCUCAACUGGAUCGUAGGGCCGAACGUAACACACGACGUGUUCUUCACAAAUAGGGACGUGAUCGAUUCAUACCAGCGAUAUGUAAAGACGAUCGUAGAACGAUACAAAGACUCGCCUAUAAUUUUUGCUUGGGAACUUAUAAACGAGGCACGUUGUUUGAGUGAUACGAUCCCUGCCGGACCGAAUUGCGUUCCUGGAUCGAAUACACUUUUUAAUUGGUAUAAGGAGCAGAGUGAUUUCGUGAGGAGUCUGGACCCGAAUCAUAUGAUCACGACUGGUGGAGAAGGUCAUUUCUUCUGGAAGAACCCGCCUAUUAUCUGGACAGACGGCGUACCAUCAACAGACUAUAAUUUUAACGGCCAGGCUGGAGAAGACUUUGACCUCGAUCUUACCCUUCCGAACAUUGAUUUCGGUGUAUACCACUUGUAUCCUCAAGCCUGGUAUACCAACCUCGAUUUUCCCGGAUCCAACUUCACAGUACAGGACUGGGGUCUGGGAUGGAUUCAGGAUCAUGCCAACUCUGCAAAGAAAGCGAAGAAACCACUUAUCCUUGAAGAGUUUGGCAUAUCUGGAAUCGAUAACAAGACGUCUAUAUAUCCAGUAUGGGUCCAGCGAGCAUUGGAUACGAACCACGCCAUCAUGCCAUGGCAGUUUGGUCAGCUAGGCUUGACAGAGGACGGUGGGAACAGACCUAUCAAGUAUGGAGACAAGAUUCUGAAUGGCGCCUCUCCAAACGACGGAAAUACAAUCUAUCCAAACCAGACGCAGUUGGUCGAUAUCUUCGUUCGAGCGGCGAAGAUCCUGGAUGAGAGGAGUGGUUGA